UUAAAAUCUAUGCAUCUAGUUAACUGGAGAUAAAUUGUAUUUUGUUUUGUAGCUAUUCUAGAAAGUUUCAAAAUUACAAGUUAGUUCGUAUUGCUUAGAAAUGGCCAGAAUCCUCGCCAGCUGGCUGUGGGUCCUUCGAAAGAUUCGCCUGCACUACGAUGUGAUCGGUCAUAUUGCCGCAAUCUGCUUUCUUGUGCUGGGUGUCCUGGACUAUGGGUACUCCUUCCACGGAAGGGACCUCCUCUGGUGGCGGCAAAAGGUGCUGCAGGAGGAGAUAACUCCCCUGUCUGUACUUCUACACAUUGGUGGCGUGAAGAUUGCCAUUAUCCUGGUCCUCACCAUGUGGAGCUAUACUCGUCAAGCGGCAGAGAGGCGUUGGCAGAGACAACGGGACAUGCCCAUCACUUGUGUUCGCAAGCGGUACUGCCGUUUCCUAAUUAUGCGCCUGCUGGCGUCCUUGGACCAGCUCAUCCACCAUCACCCUCGAAUGGAGGACUUCCUGGAGCGGCACAAGGACUUCGCCGAUGCAGUGGAGCUCUUUCGCUGGCAGGCUCGAAAGCUCUUCGAACGAACGGAUCUGCAACUCUGCCUGCCACUCCAUGAGGUUCUUUCAGUGGAUGAUCAGCAGGAGCAGGACCUCCUCCACCAGGGCUACGAUGAGAAAUUACAGCGGCUGCGGGAAAUGGACAUUCACAUGAUGGUCUACGAAAACUGAAGGGGUUGGGGUUGUUACAAAACCGCUUUACCAGUUGCCAAACUUUUUAAUUGGGUUUCGGCAACAAUCUUGGGUUGGCUGUUGUUAAUUUCACUUUGCCAACAUGUUAAUUUUAAUGCAGCACACGCGUGUGAGUGGGGUUCCCAGGUCCCCGAAGUGGCAGGUCCUCCUCCCUUUGCCCAGAUAACUUCGCUGGAGUGCGGAUGGGGCAGAUGUCAUGGUAUCCUCGAUGGCAGCUGGGCUUGAAUUAAAGUUUCCUCACAAAAAAUCGAUGUGUUAUUUAAAUUAUAUUAUCUUAAUUAAUGCAGAAAUAAUAGAAUGAUAUUGUAUAGUCUUUUCCA
This is a messenger RNA of Drosophila biarmipes, 1056 nucleotides long. RefSeq lists its product as uncharacterized. The transcript has a single exon. The record is from RefSeq and is a predicted model, not a curated record. The coding region runs from base 101 to 715 and encodes 204 amino acids. NCBI's taxonomy places the organism in Eukaryota, Metazoa, Arthropoda, Insecta, Diptera, Drosophilidae.